AGGUAAAUGGGGCAUUCCCACAGACUUGCAUAAUGGCGUUGUUUACUUCGGACGACCAACACACAGUAAUCUCAGAACUUCUCUAAGCAAGAUUUGUUUGAAAACGUUUGUUUUUCACUAACGUUUGUCAUCAUGCCAAUGUGGUGUUCUGUGUCUGGCGGUGCUAAUUACAAACAAGUGUGAAAAUGAGUUAUGUUUCACCAUUCUACCUACCAGAGACUUACCCCAAUGCCAUCAGUGGCUUGCGGCUAUCAAGAAUAAUGCUUACGGUGACCUAAGAUUAGAGGGAUUUUCGGGCUGAACUGAUGGGGAAUUCAUUUCGACGACAGCUGAGAAGUGAUGCGGUACCAUCGUUUUUUUCCUUCACAACAAAACAGAAGAUUCUUCAUUAGAGAUAACAUAACAUUAGCUAGCCUAGCUGGACUAGGCUCCUCUGUUUCCUCCCAGGUAGGAGGAACACUACACUCCGUUCUCACAGGACUCAGGCUACGCUAUUGCCAGACAGAUCAGUCAUCAGCCAUGGCUUCUCUCAGCAACUCUAUCACAGCCUUUGCCUUGGAGCUGUACCGCACUCUGGGUCAGACCAACACAGGGAAUGUCUUCGUCUCCCCCUUCAGUAUCAGCUCAGCUCUGGCCAUGGUCUACCUGGGAGCUAAAGGAGACACAGCUGCUCAGAUGGCAAAGGUUCUGUCAUUCAACUUGACUAAAGACGUCCACACAGAUUUCCAGACACUCAAUGGAGAUAUCAACUCUCCCUCUGCAUCUUACACCCUGAAACUGGCCAACCGUCUCUAUGGAGAGAAGACUUGCAACUUCCUGACUGAGUUUUUAGAAUCCACCCACAAGUUCUACCAUGCAGACAUGAAGGCAGUGGACUUCCUCGGCGCAGCAGAGGAGACCAGAGGAGAGAUCAACGGCUGGGUGGAACAGCAGACAGAGAAUAAAAUCAAAGAUCUGCUGAAGCCGGGGACAGUCAGUGUUAUGACAAGGUUGGCCCUAGUCAACGCCAUCUACUUCAAAGGAAACUGGCUGAAUCGAUUUGACCAAAAAGACACCAAAGAGAUGCCCUUCAAAAUAAACCAGAAUGAAAGCAAGCCAGUUCAGAUGAUGCACCAGAUGAAGAAGUUCCCCUUUAACUACGUCCCAGACUAUAACCUCCAGAUCGUGGAGCUUCCCUAUGUGGAUGAGGAGCUCAGUAUGUUUGUCCUGCUACCUGAGGAGGCCACUGAUGGAUCUGAUCCCCUAGUGAAGCUAGAGAGAGAGCUGACCAUGGAGAAACUGGAUGAGUGGACCAGCAGAGACAACAUGGACACGGGCACAGAGGUCAUAGUUCACCUGCCCAAGUUCAAACUGGAGGAGAACUACGAGCUGAAUGAGGCCCUGAUCCAGCUGGGCAUGAAGGAUGUGUUUGAGGGGGGCAGGGCCGACCUGUCUGGGAUGAACGGGGAGGGGGGGCUCUUCCUGUCUACGGUGGCCCAUAAGGCCUUUGUGGAGGUGAACGAGGAGGGGACAGAGGCUGCCGCCGCCACUGCUGGGAUAAUAGCGUUCUGUAUGAUCCGAGAGGAACACUUCACAGCUGACCAUCCCUUCCUCUUCUUCAUCAGGCACAACAAGACCAAAAGCAUCCUGUUUCUCGGCAGAUUCUCCUCUCCUCAGUAGAAGAAUGGUUAUAAAGCGUAGAGUGGAUUUCAUUACAUUUAUUUGACAGGGACAAAUUCACAUCAUUCAACAUUUCUGUAAAUGUGACAGAUUUAGCAAGCUAGCUAGUAGCUAGUUCCAUCAGCCCUUGAUUGAAUCCACUACAAAACCAAAUAAAGGAAAAUGUCUACCAUU
Coregonus clupeaformis (lake whitefish) is the source of this 1833-nucleotide messenger RNA. RefSeq names its product leukocyte elastase inhibitor. Gene Ontology annotation, molecular function: serine-type endopeptidase inhibitor activity. The coding region runs from base 340 to 1659 and encodes 439 amino acids. The record is from RefSeq and is a predicted model, not a curated record. The transcript has 8 exons. Lineage: Eukaryota; Metazoa; Chordata; Actinopteri; Salmoniformes; Salmonidae. Gene Ontology annotation, biological process: negative regulation of endopeptidase activity.